Molecule: messenger RNA, 300 nt
Organism: Lathyrus sativus (Indian pea)
Lineage: Eukaryota; Viridiplantae; Streptophyta; Magnoliopsida; Fabales; Fabaceae
Source: the annotation of a GenBank genome assembly
AUGGCGUCUUCUCUUUCUGGCUCCCUGGACGAACUUGAGCAACGCCUUGAAGAUCGUCUCACUCACCUCAAUGUAAUGCUGUCAUGGAUGAGAUUCUCACGUUGUUGCGUCUUCAAGCAGAUCAAGCUUCCCCAAUGUCAAACAUCUGGCAAGGCUCUAACAACAAUCGUCCCACUGCUCCAAACAUUUACGGCAGCCGCAUUUCAUAUCAGGUUGGAUAUGACGAGGUUCAUUUUUGUUGUAGAGUUUCCUCGUUUCAAUGGGAAAAACGUCCGUGACUGGCUUUACAAAUGUGACUAA